This is a messenger RNA of Glarea lozoyensis ATCC 20868, 1128 nucleotides long. RefSeq lists its product as uncharacterized. The record is from RefSeq and is a predicted model, not a curated record. NCBI's taxonomy places the organism in Eukaryota, Fungi, Ascomycota, Leotiomycetes, Helotiales, Helotiaceae. Bases 1 to 1128 code for a protein of 375 amino acids. The transcript has 5 exons.
AUGGUUCAAAUUGUACUACUUGGGAGUCUGUUGCUCUCAGCAGCUUGUGUUAAUUCAGCAGUGUUAAAUGACAGAGCUGCAAAGCCUUACAUCAACAAUACCCUCGAGCAUGGCGUAGUUACCGAGUGCAAAACUUGUCCGUACUCGCUAUGCCCAAACGUAGCAGCGUAUGACUACGACUCCUCGAUGAAGCUGACCUGUUGGACUCACGGCGAUGUUAUAAGUCGUGGCGGUAACGAUGGCAACAAUCGAAUGUUGGCCGAGGAGAAAAUACUUACAAAAGUCAAACUUCUCAGUGUUUGGCUCAAAACCGACAAAAACUGCUAUGUCACCCAGUACGAUCUACUUCUCUACAACGGCACCUACGAGACAGACUUAGCGUAUUGUGGCAAAGCUUCCGAAGUCAAAAAGUACACCCAAACACCCGCAAAAGCAAAAUACAACACAGAGUGCUGGAUCUGUCCAUCCAUCAGCUGCGACAACGUGGCAUACCACAAGUACGGCACAAACCUAGUAACUACCUGCUACGCCGACGAGGAUCCCGAAAGCGCCCCCUAUAACGGUGACAGCGUCUGGGUAAAAACAACCCAAAACUGCUACGUCUCCGAAACCGGUCUCGUCACCAAACCAGACCGUUCCAAACUCGACAACUGCGGUCCCAUCCCCUUCCUCCAAUUAAACCAGACCACAAAAGGCACGCCGCAGACCUCAGAGCCAGACGAGAAACGCGCGCCGCCGAAUCUCGAUCUCGAUAAACGCUACCUCGUGGAUUUCCUGGUCGGUGAGGAUUUCGCUGUCUGUUACAAGAAUUAUACGACGGCUGCGCCGGUGGUGAAGAAGUAUAAGUGGGAUACCAAGGUCGCGGCGCAGUGUUUUGAGGAUGAGAAUUCGUACCCGGAGACGCUGGUGGGGUAUUGGUUGUUGACGACUGAUUUCUGUUGGGUGAGGGGACAGGAUUUUUGGGAGGGUAGUGGGCGGGGUAGUUUCCGAGGUGUAGUUUGUUUGUGUAGGGGAUUUGAGGGUGGAAUUUGGCGAUUGAUCUGUAGGGACAUGAGAUUCGGACCCGGCACUAACUAUUGGCCUUUACGAGAAUUGCCAGCUGUGACCACCAUACUACCUAGCAAUUGA